AUGAGCGGUAACCGUGUGGUAACACAGGAGCGGCUUGACGCCCUUGUGGAGAUGGAGGAGAGAUACGAGCGGGGCGAUACCGGAUACUUUGCCGGCCUGCUGGGACACGGCGACUAUGUGGUGCGAACGCGAGCCACCUGCAUCCUGGCGGACUUUGGCGGGGAAGACAAGAUACCGCACAUUGCCCGGGUCCUCAAGAGCGAUCCAAACGAGCUGGUCAGGCACGAGGCGGCCUUCUCCCUGGGCCAGAUGGGAUACGCCGGCGGCGUAAAACACCUUGAGGAUGCCACCCUGAACGACUCCAGCAUGUUUGUAAGGCACGAGGCGGCGAUAGCGCUGGGCGUAAUCGGAAACAGGGAUGCCAGGCAGGCCCUGGAGAGGGCGCUAGACGAUCCCGACCCGCCGGUGGUCGAGUCUGCCGUGGUUGCGCUCUCCAACAUCGAGUUCAUGGAGAAGCUCAGCAAGAACGAAAAGUUUGCAAGGCUCACGGGCGGCUAG
Messenger RNA from Geodia barretti, 498 nucleotides. NCBI's taxonomy places the organism in Eukaryota, Metazoa, Porifera, Demospongiae, Tetractinellida, Geodiidae. The record is from the annotation of a GenBank genome assembly.